Nicotiana tabacum (common tobacco) is the source of this 1649-nucleotide messenger RNA. RefSeq lists its product as uncharacterized. The record is from RefSeq and is a predicted model, not a curated record. Lineage: Eukaryota; Viridiplantae; Streptophyta; Magnoliopsida; Solanales; Solanaceae.
UUGCCGUCAUUUCCACUUUCUUCCCAAAAAUUCCCAUCUUUCUUCUUUCUCUAUUAACAGCAAAACCCAACAACACUAAACACGAAAGGACUAAUGGAUCCAUGUCCUUUCGUGCGUAUUGUGAUCGGAAGUUUAGCCUUAAAGUUCCCGGCUGAAUCGAAACCACCACCCACUGCGACUUUUGACUGUAAAAUCAAGCUUAAAGGUUUCUUGACACAUAGUACAACAAUCCCAGCGUUUAUUCAAGAAAAAGAUGCAAUCUUGGACAACAGAAUCCAUGCUUGUUUUAACUUCAGUAAGUCAGAGCUUAUGAAACUCGUUGAGAAAUCGAAUAAUAGAGGAAAACCCUGUAGUUUAAAGAUUGAAAUAUAUGAGGAUAAUAUGGGUUUUGGGUGUUUCAACGGUGGAAGGCUAUUGGGGAGUGUUUUGGUGCCAUUGGAUUUGAAGAGUUUGGAGAAUAUUGGGCAUAGAGGUGUUAUUAUUCAGAAUGGGUGGGUUUCUGUUGGUGGGUCGUCUACUGCAGAAUUGAAUUUGAACGUUAGAGCUGAACCUGACCCAAGAUUUGUUUUUCAGUUUGAUGGAGAACCUGAGUGUAGUCCACAAGUUUUUCAGGUCAAUGGCAAAAACAAGCAACCGGUUUUUACUUGCAAGUUCAGUUUCAGAAACUCCAGUGACCGGAACUUGAGAUCCAGAUCGUCACUAUCAGAACCAAGUACAUCAACAAGCUGUUUUAGUUCUGAUAAAGAGAGACCCGUAAAAGAACGAAAAGGAUGGUCAAUUACAGUCCAUGAUCUAUCAGGUUCACCCGUUGCAGCAGCAUCAAUGGUGACCCCAUUCGUCCCAUCACAAGGUUCGGAUCGGGUCAGCAAGUCAAAUCCCGGAUCCUGGCUCAUACUCCGACCCGGUGACAACACGUGGAAGCCAUGGGGCCGCCUCGAAGCGUGGCGAGAAAGCAACGGCGAGCUCGGCUACCGCUUCGAGAUCAUUCCCGACGGAGCCACCGACGCCAUUACAUUAGUCAAUUCUACAAUCAGCACAAAAAAGGGUGGCAAAAUCGGCAUAGACAUUGUCAACGGAGCGACCCCGUUGAGUAGCCCGAACAGCAGCUUCGACUUAAGUUCAGGGUCAGGAUCCGGGUCGGACUUCGGGUCACAACCCGGAUCAGGAUCAUGGGCGCAUCUGCUGUACAGAGGGUUUGUGAUGUCGUCGACGGUAGGAGGUGACGGAAAAUGCAGCAAACCGGAGGUGGAAGUAGGGGUGCAGCACGUGAGCUGUGCGGAGGAUGCUGCGGCUUUUGUGGCGUUGGCAGCUGCCAUGGAUCUAAGUAUGGAUGCUUGUCGGUCAUUUUCUCAGAAGCUUCGGAAAGAAUUGAGGCAGCAAGAUCAAGAAUUAUGGUGAAACGGGUCGGGUCGUAACGCUCAAAUGGGUUGCUUCGAGUUUCAGUUUGAUUUUUGCUAAUUAACUAACUGACAGCAGUUUUUAGCUGGCUUUUAUUUUUGUCUAUUAAUUAUUAUUACCUUUCCUGAGUGUACAGUGCUAAGACAACUGUUUCGUUUGAGUUCUUUUUUCUUCCCCUUUAUGUAUUUAUUGAUUGAAUUGUAAUAUAAUGAUUUUGAACUUGCGUUACAUGAAUCUCACUCAUUUUAACA